Messenger RNA from Ostertagia ostertagi, 1833 nucleotides. NCBI's taxonomy places the organism in Eukaryota, Metazoa, Nematoda, Chromadorea, Rhabditida, Trichostrongylidae. The record is from the annotation of a GenBank genome assembly.
AUGGUCGCCGGUGGAGGAGCAUCAGUUGUGUUCACCGAUACAGUUUGCGAUCUUGGUGGUGCCGCUGAGUUGGCGAAUUACGGAGAGUACUCUGGCGAUCCAUCAGAAACUCAAACAUUUGAAUACGCUAAAACUUUGUUGUCUGUGAUGACGGAAGGUGCGCCACAUCCAAAGGGCAAAGUACUCAUUAUUGGAGGAUCUAUUGCCAACUUCACAAACGUCGCAAAGACUUUCGGCGGUAUCGUGCGAGCUUUUGAAGUGUAUGUUGAGCGCCUACGUGAACACAAAGUGACUGUCUUCGUGCGCCGUGGUGGUCCCAACUAUCAAGAAGGCCUCAGAAGAAUAAAAGAUGCAGCGCAGAAACUGGAGUUACCAAUCCAUGUAUUUGGUCCGGAAACACAUAUGACUGCUAUUGUUGGAGCGGCACUCGGCAUUCACGACCUCCCAGCAGUGCCACACGUUCCACAAACUACUGGGCAGUUCCUGUUGAGCCCAGAAAGAAAUACGGCUGGAGGAGUGCGUGCCACAUCUCGGCACCCGUCUAAUGAUCUAAAUUCUGACCCGGCUGCUGGUGACUCUACGACUACGGCAGUUAUGAGUAAUUCCGACGAGGCACACAAGCUGUACGAGAGCCUGUUCGAGAACAAUUCAAAGGCUAUUAUCUGGGGCCAACAGCAAAAGGCUAUCCAGGGAAUGCUCGACUUCGAUUAUGUUUGCCGUCGUCUGGAACCAUCAGUGGUUGCGUCGACUUAUCCCUUCACGGGUGACAAUAAACAGAAGUACUACUUCGGACACCGCGAGAUCCUGAUUCCGGCCUACAAAUCCAUGGCUAAAGCGUUCGCGACGCAUCCGGAUGCAAGCAUCCUUGUCACUUUUGCAUCACUACGAUCUGUCUACGAAACGGUGCUUGAGGCUCUGCAGUUCACGCAGAUCCGUGUGAUUGCCAUUAUUGCCGAAGGUGUGCCAGAAAAUCAAACGCGCAAGCUUAUCAAGAUGGCGUCAGAGAAAGGUGUCACCCUGAUUGGCCCUGCUACUGUCGGUGGAAUUAAGCCAGGAUGCUUCAAGAUUGGAAACACUGGAGGAAUGAUGGAUAAUAUCCUUGCAUCAAGGCUCUAUCGUCCAGGAAGUGUGGCAUACGUUUCUCGUAGUGGAGGAAUGUCGAACGAGCUGAACAACAUUAUUGGUGCGAACACGGAUGGUGUUUUCGAGGGUAUUGCCAUUGGUGGUGAUAGAUACCCAGGGUCCACUUACACUGACCAUAUUAUGCGAUAUCAGAAGGACGACAGAGUGAAAAUGAUGGUACUGCUUGGCGAAGUCGGUGGUGUUGAGGAGUACAAGAUUGUUGAAGCACUGAAAGACGGAAGAAUCACGAAGCCACUAGUGGCGUGGUGCAUCGGAACUUGUGCGGACCAUAUAACCUCUGAGGUGCAAUUCGGACAUGCAGGUGCAUCUGCAAACGCUCUCGGGGAGACGGCGGCAGCUAAAAACGCAGCUCUGAAAGAGGCCGGUGCACGUGUGCCCCAUUCAUUCGAUGAUCUUGGAAAACUUGUAAAGGAGACUUUCUCUGAGUUGGUUGACCAGGGCAUCGUGGUAAUUCGGCCGGAAGUUCCUCCACCAGCUGUACCAAUGGACUAUGCUUGGGCUAGAGAACUUGGUUUAAUCCGUAAACCAGCGUCGUUCAUGACAUCAAUUUGCGACGAACGAGGCGAAGAGCUUAACUAUGCUGGAGUUCCAAUAACCAAAGUGCUAGAGCAGGAUAUAGGAGUUGGCGGUGUGCUCGGCUUGUUGUGGUUCCAAAAACGACUUCCCUGCAUACGCCAACAAAUUCAUUGA